GUUGAGCUUUCGCAGCUCCGGUCGCUCCGCGGGCAGCGCUGGCUGCCUCCGAUAUUCCGGCUCGCUGUGGAUUGUGGGAGUCGGUGGGGGACACUGCCCAGGCUGGUUACCGGGAGAACUGGGAGAACUGGGAGCGGAUUUGUUUUGACCCCGCUACCUUGCUUUAGCCCAACGCCGGCGGCACUCUGAGCGCCAUGUCGAGCCGAGGAGGAAAGAAAAAGACGACCAAGACGUCCCGGUCCACCAAGGCCGGCGUCAUCUUCCCUGUGGGGCGCAUGCUGCGCUACAUCAAGAGGGGGCUGCCGAAAUAUCGCAUCGGCGUGGGAGCGCCGGUCUACCUGGCCGCCGUCCUCGAGUACCUGACCGCUGAGAUCUUGGAGCUGGCUGGCAAUGCAGCGAGAGACAACAAAAAGGGCCGAGUGACGCCGCGGCACAUCCUGCUGGCCAUCGCCAACGACGAGGAGCUCAACCAGUUGCUGAAAGGCGUGACCAUCGCAGCAGGCGGCGUUUUGCCCAACAUCCACCCGGAGCUGCUGGCUAAGAAGCGAGGUGCCAAGGGGAAGUUGGAGACGCCGGUGUCGCCGGCGCCGGAGAAGAAACCCAAGACGGUGAAGAAGACUGCAGCGAAGAAACUGGGUGGGAAAAAGGCUGGAGGGAAAACCAAGAGAGGCGAGGUGAGCAAGUCGGCGUCGGCAGACAGCACAACGGAGGGAUCUCUGGCCGACAGCUUCACCGUUCUCUCCACCAAGAGUCUCUUCCUGGGUCAAAAGCUCAACCUCAUUCACAGCGAGGUCAGUAACUUGGCUGGCUUUGACGUGGACGGGGUCAUCAACCCCACCAACGCCGACCUUGAGCUGAAAGAUGACCUAGGCUCCGCUCUGGAGAAGAAAGGAGGGAAGGAUUUCACCGAGGCGCUGCAGGAGCUGAAGAAGAAGAACGGCCCCCUGGAGGUGGCUGGAGCCCUUCUGACCGGCGGAUUCGGUCUGCCCGCCAAGUACGUGAUCCACUGCAACAGUCCAGGCUGGGGCUCCGAGAAAUGCGAGGAGAUGCUGGAGAAGACGGUGAAGAACUGCCUGGCGCUGGCAGACGAGAAGAAACUCAAGUCUGUGGCCUUCCCCUCCAUCGGCAGCGGACGGAACGGUUUCCCCAAGCAGACGGCGGCCCAGCUGAUCCUCAAGGCCAUCUCCAGCUACUUCGUGGCCACCAUGUCUUCCACCAUCAAGACGGUCUACUUCGUUCUGUUCGACAGCGAGAGCAUCGGCAUCUACGUCCAGGAAAUGGCCAAACUGGAAACCAGUUAGAGGACUGGCCGCUCGCUCUGCUCGUCCCUCUGCUUUCUGUUUUCUGUUGGAGAGAGAAAAUGAAGAAAAUCACAAGAAGAAGAAGAAGUAGAAGUGUAAAGGCCGGGAACUUGGUUUUUGCAUCAUGUUUGUAUGUUUACUCUAUAGUUUUAUUCCUUAUUUUCUCGUCACCUCUGGUGUUUAACUGUAAUGUAGCUUUUUCUUUCUAAGAUCUUUUUACUCAGACAGUGCAGCACAAAACGAAACCAACAAUUCCCAUUUAGUUUUCAGAAUAUAUAUAUAAAUCCAGUAAAAUGGGAGCGGUGCUGCGCCGCGCGGGCGGUUUGGACGAUACGGGUCGGUGCAUGAGGCAGUAAAAACGGCUCUUCCUCUUGAGCUCGGUUCACUUUAACUGUGUCGUAGUUUUGGGUUUGGAGCGUCUGUCGUACUGUAAAAAGAAAACGGUAAAGAUUUGUUCCGUCUUUAGGAGACUCCAGUAUCGUGUUCUAGAACCAGUUCUUGUGUUGUGUGUUGCUAAUUUCACUUUUCUUGCCUUUUGUUUAGACAGGCAAAGUAUUUUCUCUGUGCACUGCAAAAACGUAGAAAGUUGUUCCAAGCAGCGUAAAUUCAUCCGUUUCUGGCUGAAAACUGGAGGUUUUUGCAGAACGCCUUUUGUUUCUCUUCGUGUUCCUAUAAGUGUUCAUAUAGAUAGGAGUGUUUGUGAAACAUUAUGGACAAAUAUUAAACUGUAACAGAAUUUUAUUUGUUUUAAUUUCCCGUGAUUAUAAAAUGGCACAAAGAGUUGGAAGAAAAAAAGUCGUGUAAGAUUGUUUUGUGUGUGUGUUCCUCUUUUUGUUUGUUUUUGUUAAGCCAUAAAAGAUAUUACUGCUGGAACCGGAGGCUGCUGCUGUUGGCUCGGCCGCCGCCAGGGGGCGCUCUGUCCCCAGACAUGGGGCCGGUCCUGUCAGCCAUGUUUGUUUUCCUCAGCAGCGCAGAUGGAUCAGAUUUGAGCGGAUUGGGAGCGAAGGACAUCAGACGUGCAGGUCUGCAUUUGGACUUUUCAGCAGCUCGACUUUCUUAUGAGAAGAUAAAAAUUGUUAAACGCUUUCUAAAGAAUUGCUACAGUCUGAUUAUACAAAAAAUAAAAGUGUAAUCCAAGUAAUAAAAACCCUUUAAAAACGUCA
Molecule: messenger RNA, 2464 nt
Organism: Xiphophorus hellerii (green swordtail)
Lineage: Eukaryota; Metazoa; Chordata; Actinopteri; Cyprinodontiformes; Poeciliidae
Gene: macroh2a1
Product: macroH2A.1 histone
Exons: 9
Coding region: 195-1301 (368 amino acids)
Cellular component (GO): nucleosome
Molecular function (GO): structural constituent of chromatin; DNA binding; protein heterodimerization activity
Source: RefSeq, a predicted model, not a curated record